AUGGCGAACGCCAACGCGGCAUCGGAUUCCGAUCAACGCGGCCCCUUCUCCGGCACCAAGCGGCGCGGGCUCUUCUCCGGCGCCACCGCCGCCGCCGCCGCUGAUUCCGAUCGCCGUCGCAAGAAGGUGAGGGGAUUGGACGGUCGAGAUCCUCCUCGGAUCAAUGGGCCACCGCUGCUGCCGAUUUCGCCUCCGACGCCUCCGAUUGAGGCAGAGGCGGCAGCCCCCUACGUGGCGAGCGGAUCAGAUGAGUUGACGCAAGAUUCGGAUCUUUUCGGGAGUGUUGUGGGGGAGUUGAUGAACCCUAAGAGGAAUAUGGAGAUUAAGAUGUCCAAGAAGAUCGGUCUUGUGAAGGUUCCGAAUAGUGUCCGGGGUUUGCUUAUGACCGGAAUAUUGGAGGGAUCGCCCGUUCGAUACAUUGUCUCCGAUUCCUCGCAACCAGUGCUUCAUGGAGUGAUCAAGGGGACGAAAAUAUUGUGCUUCUGUUCUUCCUGUAACGGCUCCAAAGCUAUUUCAGCUCAUAAUUUCCAGCAGCAUGCUGGGAGCACAAAGAAGCACUUUGCAGAUUUCAUAUGCUUGGAAAACGGAAAUAGCCUCAGCGACGUGUUGCAGGCAUGCAAAAGUGUUCCACUGGACAUGUUGGAAGAGGCGAUACGAAAUGCAAUUGGCCCAGUGACCGCGAAGAAACCCACUACUUGUCAAGAAUGCAAAGAGUCAUUUCUUACUUCGCGUGCUGGGAAGUUCGCAUCAUUAUGCGAUUUGUGCUUUGACUCGCAACAAUCCCAAUAUGCUCCAAGUUCAUUGCAUGCAAGGUUGCCCAAGAAGCCCAAGUUAUCGGAUAGCACAUCACAGACUGCAUCAUCCAGCAAGAAGAAAUGCAUCACUGGUAGAUUAACGAAAAAGGACCUUGGAUUGCAUAAACUGAUCUUUAAGAAUGAGAUUUUGCCCGAGGGCACUGAAGUAGCCUACUACGUUGCUGGAAAGAGAAUACUCGAUGGUUAUAUCAAAAAUCAUGGAAUAUAUUGCCUGUGCUGCAAUAAAGUGGUCAGUGCUUCACAGUUUGAAGCUCAUGCUGGUCACGCACCAAGAAGAAAACCUUACAAUAACAUCUACACAUCAAAUGGAGUUUCACUACACGAAAUAUCAGUGUCACUAUCAAAAGAAAGGAAGUUGUCAACAAGUGAAAGCGACGAUCUUUGCAGAAUCUGCGCAGAUGGGGGUGAUCUUCUCCUUUGUGAUCUCUGCCCUAGAGCUUUUCACAAAGAAUGUAUUGGUUUAUCGACGGUUCCAGAAGGAGAUUGGUAUUGUCAGUAUUGCCGUAAUCUCCACGAAAGAGAGAAGCAUCUGGCUUACAAUUAUAAUGCAAGAGCUGCUGGGAGAGUUGAUGGUGUCGAUGCCAUAGAACAGAUAUUUAAGCGGUGUAUAAGGAUUGCCGUGAUAUCAGACACAGACCAUAGCGUUUGCGUGUUAUGCAAGUCACAUGAUUUUAGCAAAUCAACAUUUGACGAUCAUACUGUGCUGAUCUGUGACCAAUGUGAGAAGGAAUAUCAUGUAGGGUGUCUAAGAGACCGCAACAUGGCUGAUUUAAAGGAAUUGCCUGAAGGGGAGUGGUUCUGUUGUGCUGAUUGCGGUCGAGUUCAUUCUGAGUUGCGAGAAGUGCUUCGUCGUGAAGCGGAGCCCCUACCAUGCUCAGAGGCAGAAGUCAUUAGGAAGAAGCGUGCGCAAAGAGGCUUGAAUAAUGAUGUGAACGAUGAGAUCAAAUGGAGACUGAUUGCCGGUAGAAAUGCUACAGAAGACAGUAAAUCAUUGCUAUCCGGAGCAGACACCAUUUUUCGAGAGUGUUUCGAUCCUAUAGUUGACCCUGCAACUGGAGCAGAUCUUAUUCCACCAAUGGUUUAUGGACAGAAUGUGAGAUAUCAGGACUUCAGUAGGAUGCUUUGUGCAGUAUUAACUGAGGGAUCCUCAGUUGUGUCAGCGGGCCUCUUACGUGUUUUGGGAGGUGAAGUGGCUGAACUACCGAUAGUCGCUACUAGGAGGGAUACUCAAGGAUUGGGUUACUUCCAAGCGCUGUUUUCCUGCAUCGAGAAGCUGUUAGUGUCCUUGAAAGUUAAAAUUUUUGUACUCCCGGCAGCUGACGAUGUUGAAUCUAUGUGGACUACGAAGUUUGGCUUCACUAAAAUAACUUCAGAUGAGUUGGAGAAAUAUCUUAAUGGCGCAUCGGCGACCGUCUUUGAAGGCACAUCAACCCUGUUUAAGCAGCUCCCUCUUUCUUAAAUUCUUUGCCAAGGAAGAAAUUUUGCUUCUCAGUAGCACAACAGAGCAAUUUUGGAAACAGAGAUUUUUGUUUUAUAAUACCACAGAAGGGCCAAUUUUUCAAGAGCUUUUCUCAGCAAUGUACAUAGGAGGUUUCUCUAACAUAUAGGACGCGAUCACGCCGACAAAGCUAUAUAAGUUAGUAUAAUGAGCCGACAAAGCUAUAUAAGUUAGUAUAAUGAGUGACGAGAGAUGUAAGUAAAGAGAAGAUAGUUGGAGAUACAGGCAAAGUUUAAGAUUACAGAAGACAAAAGAUACUGCUUUUUUUCUUUAAUUUUGUUUUUUGUUCCUCCCCCUCUUCUAUUGGUUCUGACUCUCAAUUUUGUCGCAGUUUUGCUCACUUGAUGAUUCUGUAAGAUAUAUUUGUAAAGUUGUCAAUGAUUCAUCUGAAAUUCUAGUUGUUCUAGUAGUCCUAAGGUGAGAAAAUUUUCACUAAAAUGCUACAAUUCGCAGAUUCGAUCUCUUCUUAA
Molecule: messenger RNA, 2783 nt
Organism: Ananas comosus (pineapple)
Lineage: Eukaryota; Viridiplantae; Streptophyta; Magnoliopsida; Poales; Bromeliaceae
Exons: 18
Coding region: 1-2274 (757 amino acids)
Source: RefSeq, a predicted model, not a curated record